Molecule: messenger RNA, 476 nt
Organism: Branchiostoma belcheri (Belcher's lancelet)
Lineage: Eukaryota; Metazoa; Chordata; Leptocardii; Amphioxiformes; Branchiostomatidae
Product: poly [ADP-ribose] polymerase 11-like
Exons: 3
Molecular function (GO): NAD+ poly-ADP-ribosyltransferase activity
Source: RefSeq, a predicted model, not a curated record
GUACCAGAAAUCAACGAACAUUUCCUGUUCCACGGAACAAAACCGGAAAGGGUGGAAGCGAUUAUAGCCGGAGGUCUUGACUUCCGGAUGUCCGGACAGGGUAUGUUUGGAAGGGGGAUCUAUUUGGCGGAAAACUCGACAAAGGCUGACCAAUACACAGACUGGAUCUGGCAAAGAGGAAAAGAAGAAGGAAGGAAUGACACAAAGACGAUGUUUUUAGUCCGAGUUACUCUCGGUCGUCUGUUUGUGGGCCCGGAUGACGGCACAGCCCGGGACUUCACCCGUCCUCCCUGUACCACCCAUGGCUGUGCGAGAUUCGAUUGUAAUCACGUGGAACGGUUCGACUCUGUGAUUGGUGGCACGUCCAAGCACAAGAUGUUCCGGGAAUACGUCAUCUAUGACAGGUUCCAGGCCUAUCCGGAAUACGUCAUCACAUAUUCCAGGAUUCAUUGAUUAUCGCUGUGUUUGGAUACAGC